CACCGCCGCUCGUCUUCGGUUCGGCGGUGUUGCUCUUCUGGUUUUGAUUCUCCGUGUGUUCCUGAAAGAGCUCGUCGCGGAAAAAUGUCCUCGUCAGCGGGCCAGUGGCAGCUCGUAAGCGGCAAGUCGAGCAAGAACAAGUCGGCGGCGACCGGCGUUGGUGCCGGCGACGGCAAGAUGUCCAAAGCCCAGAAGAAGAAGCUGGCCGAGAACAUGCCGCGAAUUGAGCCUCUAGCCCCGCUGAAGGAGAGCACCACCCAAUACGAAGCCCUUCAAGAGAAGGAGGAGCAGAAGAAGCCCGCUGCCCCUCCUCCCAAGCCGGCUAAGAAGCCACCAAAGAAGAAGACAAAGGAAGCCAGUGCACAGCGGGCCACAAGCCUCAGUGUCCUGCUGAAACAGGUGUCGGCUUCUGAGGUCUCUCAGCUGGUGUUAGAGGACCGGUUGCGCUUCCCAACAAAUCCUCUUUUGUGGGCCAAGGACCUGGUGUUUUACCUGAACAGCCAGCUAGAAGGAGCACCCGCUGCUGAAUCACAGCCCCCCUUUGAAGGACGGCCAGCUGGGUUCCCCCUCAAUGAGCUGGCUGCAGAGGUACGACGCCAACUGGAGGAUGUGGUAGCUGGAACCACUGACGACGCUCGCUCCCUCCUGUGGGACCACUGCCUAAAUGGUGCCCUGCAGGCACUGGCGGCCCCCUCUGGUGGCCAAAAUACCGGCAGCGGCAGCGUAGUUGGCUUCCUGGUCUGCCUGCAGCUGCUCGCUUCGAGACACCCACACAUAGUCACUAAUGCCUUACCAAAGCUGCGGAACCUGCGAUCUCAACACCAGGGACGUCCCAUGGCAUGCCUGGCCCUGCUGUGGGCUGCCUCCCAGGCAGGACUGUCCAGCCUUGGCGCAGGACUGGCCGUGUGGCUGGAACUGCUGAUGCCGGUGGUGGGGACGCGGGCGUACGCACCGUAUGUCAUCGACAUCUUGUCGGAGCUGCUCUCUCGCCACCCAGCUUCAAAGAAUGGUGAUGAAAACGCUGGCCGUGCCUGUAAUCUUGGCGUGCGAUCUCUCUUCCCGUUGCUGGAUGCGGUGUACGGCGUUGGGGGCCGCCUGCCGCUAUCGCCGGAGCGAGAGCGUGCCCUGCGCGACCAGUUGUAUCCGCGGAUACGUGAUCUGUGUUAUGCGGCUGAACCUAGCCGCAGUGCCUACUUCCCUUCGUACCUGCGCCGGCUCGGUAGUGGCUCGGCUCAGCUCAAUGCUGAGCUCCUGACCAGUCUGGAGGAGUGCCUCUGCCGGGACCCCGAGUGCCUAUCGGUGUGGCGGCAGCUCUUUGAGCGCCAAGCGCCUCAGUCCAUGCGGCUGCUGCAGCACCUGGAGACAAAGGACGCCUGGCGCCGCUUGCCUCGCCUGACACAGCGUCGUCUGCAGGCCACCCUGAUCUCCUGGCGCUCUACCACACCGACAUCGGAGCCUGCGCUCAGGGACGCCCUCACCCAGUGCCAGGCACUUGAGCGCAAGAUGGGUGGCCAGGGCUUCCCGUGGGUUCGGCUACUACUAACCACCCUUGCAUUGGGUGUUGGUGGCGUCAUCUUCUGGGAUGUCCGGCUACAGCACGGUGGACGCUUUGAGGGUUCUGGCACACACGUCCUGCUUAAGGACACUGGCCUGCUGUCAGCUUGGCAAAAGGGCUCCAAAGAGGCGGCCAUCUACUUGCACCAGGGCUCUGUGUGGGCUGCCGAGAAGCUGCCAGUGUGGUAUGCGGAGGCGAGCCGCCGGCUCGGUCCCCCCCUGGAGGCUGCAUGGGAGCAGCUUGCAGAGCUGACCGUGACAGUGUGGACGGCUAGUGAACCCCUCCGCUCGCAACUGCUUGUCCACACGCAUAGCCUGCUACUCUGGGGCAAUGACUGGGUCCCAGUAUGCAUGGCAAGUGUGCUGGGAGCAGCACACGAGACAUGGAGAGUGGUGGGCAGUGCCGGGGGCUGGCUGCUAGAGCACGUGGUCCAUGGUGCCCGCAUCUCAGCCAUGUGGCUCACCGACAACUUGCUCACGGGACCUUGGUCACUGGAAAAAGUGCAAAGUCAGGCGGUGGAGUUAGUAUCAGCCGCACAGAAUCAAGCUCAGGUGGCACUCCACUGGCUUUGGAAUCGGCUUGGCUCGGCCCAGUGACCCCAGCACCCUUGCUGCUCCCCUUGACGUUCCUGGAACUUGGUGUCCCCUAGCACGUGCACAUUAUGGGCACAAGCUAUUGGGAUACUUUACCUGACAAGCUGCCAAUGGAGGCUGCUGCCAUUGCACUACACUGGUGGCACUCUGAGGGACUCUGCAGUGUGCUGUGUGUGAUGGCCCUCAUGCACAUUGUUUCAUGGGACGAUCUGACACACAGCGGCCAUGUACGGCGCAGCGAAAAAGAUAAGAGCUGUGGUUUUAGGGGGUGUUGGGGACCAAGAAAAGCCAUGUUGACGCCAAUGCUGAGGUCGAGGAGAGGUGUGUUGUCAACUCUGUGGCCAACCCUUGCACAGCAGGAGCAUGUCAUGCAAGCAUCCCUUCGUGCAGUCUACUUGACCUGGCUUCUUUUGGCCAUGUGCUUGCCAAUGGAGCAGGGUUCAGCAGCUGUGCACUGAUUUUCUUUGACAUUUUCUCCUUUUGUGGUGCCUUGCAGUGCUCCAAUAAAUGAUGUUUCUGUUGGCA
Dermacentor andersoni is the source of this 2673-nucleotide messenger RNA. It is a transcript of the gene Tmem214, whose product is annotated as Transmembrane protein 214. Gene Ontology annotation, cellular component: endoplasmic reticulum; Golgi apparatus. The record is from RefSeq and is a predicted model, not a curated record. NCBI's taxonomy places the organism in Eukaryota, Metazoa, Arthropoda, Arachnida, Ixodida, Ixodidae.